UCCUCCUCCUCCACCUCCUUCCCCUUCCUUCGACAGGCUCCGACAUGCAACGAUCUAUGAGAAAAGAAAGAAACCAGCCCAGCCCGCGCGAACAAUCCAACCUCCCAGAGUCCGCGGAACCGGAACGAAGCGCUUCGGAGGAACCCCAAAUGCCUCUUUGCAGGGAGAGGAUUGAGGGGAGGAAGAAAAUAAAAUCAAACUUUGCUUUGCUUUGCAUUGCGGCGGAAUUUCUUUUUCGCUUCGAUCUGCUGCGGGAAAGGGCAGAUGGUCAGGGAGGCAGAUGUCCGGGGAGGCAGAUGGUCAGGGAGUGAGUGAGGGAGGGGGAGGUUUUCAUGGGUUUGGAGGUUUGGAUAGAAAGGCAGGCAGACAGGCAGGCAGUAGGAACGAAUUUUUGGAUUUGGCCAUUCCUUCUCUUCCCUUUUCUUGGGAUUUCGCCUGCGGAUUUUCCGCGCCGGAGAGGUCAGAUGAUGCGUACGCUAUAAGCUCCGCGCCCCGCAUCUUCCUUCUUUACACUCUCUCCGAUGGUGGAGGAAUAGGAAUAGGACCAAGGUGGACGGACGGGCGAACGCGGGACGUGAGAGAGAGAGAGAGAGAGAGAGAGAGAGAGAGAGAGAGAGAGAGAGAAAACCAAUGGAUUGCGCCAUGACGGGAACGAAGCCCGUUGUAUGCAGGAUUUGGUGGAAAGUUGCUGAGUAAA
Molecule: messenger RNA, 697 nt
Organism: Dissoconium aciculare CBS 342.82
Lineage: Eukaryota; Fungi; Ascomycota; Dothideomycetes; Mycosphaerellales; Dissoconiaceae
Exons: 1
Coding region: 281-646 (121 amino acids)
Source: RefSeq, a predicted model, not a curated record